ACCUCGUUGCCGUGUCCCGUGACCAGCUCACGUGAAUUUUGACAAAUUCAAACGUUUUUGGUAGAAAAAAAAUGGAUAUAUUGGAGCAGCACCUCGAACAGCAGGAUGUCAGGUAGUGUUUAUGUUAAAUAUCGACUGGCUGAUAAUGCGAACACCUAUCCCUCCUGUUUCGGUCGAGGUCUCCUCAAGGUCAUCACGUAGUGCACAGUGCGCACUUACAAGACUUAGGACAACGGUCGUGGAACACUAUUAACGCGAAGGAGGAAGGCGGCACAGGAAUUGUUAUCGAGGAGGCGGAGAUCGUCGACUGCGAAGGAGAAACUGUCGGAGAAGAUGGAAUGCGCUACCAAGAAGCUUUGGCAUAUAGAGUGGUACAGCUAAAUAGUACUGCUGCUGGCAAUGAAAUAGAUUUGCCAGUCACUCAACCUGGAAAUAAUACUGUACAGGUCCUAACAUCACCACUGAACGGCCAGUUUUAUGUUAUUGGGAAUGCCAAUGAUGUAUUCACCACUGCUCAGACCUCUAGAUCAUUGGUUCCUAGAACAACUACUUUACAAAUAGAAACACCAAGAAACUGUACAACUGGAAUAAAGAAAAGAGACGAUAGAAGGAGAGCAACCCACAACGAAGUGGAACGUCGGCGAAGAGAUAAAAUAAAUAAUUGGAUCGCAAAAUUAGGAAAAAUUAUACCAGAAUGCAAUGCUACUGCAAAUGCAAAUGGAACUGGUAGCAGUGGUGAAGGCAAAGCGAACUAUGAAACUCAGAGCAAAGGUGGAAUUCUAGCUAAAGCUUGUGAAUACAUAGGAGAGUUACGAGCAGCUAAUCAAGGAUUAGGCCAGUGUCUCCGUGACAAUGAAAAAUUGCGACAAGAAAUUACCGCCUUGAAACAACUCGUAACACAACUGAAAAGGGAGAACCUUCAACUCAGAUCUCAGAUAUCAUCCACCACAGGAACUAGCGUCGACGUUGUUCAUUUGAGUCCUUAAAAAAUUAUUAGGAUAUAAUGCAGUGCUUCUUUUUGUAAAUAUUAGGGUACAUAAGCUGGUUUGAUGGCCAGACGAAGUAUUUACUCUUAUGAUUUCUUUUUUCACGAGAGCCAUAACAAAUUUCGUCAUAUUGGAUUUAUAUUCUUCAAAAUGUAUAAAAAUGGUCCUAAUAAUGGUGUAGUCGUAACUGCAUAUAUAAUGUAUCAAAAUGUACAUACCUUUUUAUUCUUAUGAAUUUGACAAAAUCAAUCGAGUAUAAUUUACAAGAAGCAUAAUGAUGGAAUUAAAUGUUGGACAUUUCGAAUUGAUGUAUCUUGAGUGCAAUUGCUUAUUAUAAGAUAACGACAGUAAUAUUGGGAGUUACGACUAUUGUUUGUAGGAACUAUUUAAAACAAUCUUGUUUCUGUAUGUGUGUGAACAUACAUAUAAUACAUCAGAUUGAAUUGCCUCGUGUACGUAAACGAGCCAAGGCUGUGAAUGUAAGCAUUGAGUUGAAGUGUUUGGUUUAUGCGAUUUUAGACUACACAGAGCUAAUUUUUAAAAACAAAAUGAACAAACAGAUAUAAGUUUUAUUGGAACAUUAACGAUAAAUUUACAAUACAGAUCGACUGAAAAAUUAUGAAAAACAUUAAAUAUUUUUUAUUUUUAAUACUAUUUUCACGAGUUUAGAGUAGGCAUUUCAAGAAAUGAAUUAGGGACUGAGAAUGUAACAUAGAUUAAUCGUACACCUAUGGAUGUGUAUGUAUAGUUCAAUAUGUAUAUUUACACGUACGUGUACAUAUGCAUAGAUGUAUGCAUAUAGCAAUAAACAUAUUUUUUUCAAUCUGAAAUUCUGCAUGCCGCAAAAUAAUGGCAUUGGAAUAAUUGACAAGUAAACACAGGUUUGUAAUAUAUCGUUGGUGUAUAUAUCGCGAAGUUAUUGUUAUAUAAUAAUAUUAUUAUUAAAAUGAAAUUUAACGAA
Megalopta genalis is the source of this 1947-nucleotide messenger RNA. NCBI's taxonomy places the organism in Eukaryota, Metazoa, Arthropoda, Insecta, Hymenoptera, Halictidae. The record is from RefSeq and is a predicted model, not a curated record.